GAAAAACAAGCACCCGGGUUAUUUAAUCCUCCUUUCUCACAGAAGGCGAGAGUUCUCAAGAGAAAUCAGUCACUUAUAUUGUAUUCUACAAUCAGCUCUUGGUUUCUGAAUGCCAUCUCCAAACGCGCUAAAUUCAACAAUCCGCUACAUAAAAUUCUGCAGGCAGCUCUGUCAAGCAUGAAAUCCAUGAAAUCCAUCAUCAGCCUGCCGAUCCUGCUCUCGUUCGCCCUCUCCGUUUCUGCAGCACCACUUGAGCAGAGUAUCUUCAUCAAUCCUGGCAAUGACGGACUCAGACCGAUGGAAGAGGUCAUGAUCUCAACACUCUCAACUGCAGGCAUAUUUAUGUGACCGUGCUGGUUUUGAGGGACAUUGCGUACACUACGCAACUCCCUUUGGACAGUGCAUUACCAUCAUCGAUCAGUUCCCUCGCAGCAAGGGAGUCAAAUCGGCUAGUUCCGACCGAGGAAGCUGGUGCACGUUGUACUCAAUGCGCUUUUCCUGACUCUUUCUUAUUUCGCGCUAGGCAAUCUGAAUGUCAUGGAGAUGAGCUUCAGGUCCACCACCCUGGGUAUCCGGAUCUGCGCCAUCAAGACUGGGGCGAUCGGGCUCAUAGCUACAGUUGCAGAGCUGCGGAAUGACGGGCUUGGCCUGGGGUUAGCUAGAGCAGCAGGGGCGUCAUAAGAUAGAAUUUUGGAGCGCAACGUUCGUUUGGUAUUCCAUGUUGCGCAUGAAUAAUGAUACAAAUAUAUUUUUUAGACAAGUUAUUUCGAGCUCGAAUGCAUGCUUUGAUUUUACUAUGAC
Messenger RNA from Blastomyces dermatitidis ER-3, 801 nucleotides. RefSeq lists its product as uncharacterized. The transcript is spliced from 3 exons. The coding region runs from base 178 to 348 and encodes 56 amino acids. Lineage: Eukaryota; Fungi; Ascomycota; Eurotiomycetes; Onygenales; Ajellomycetaceae. The record is from RefSeq and is a predicted model, not a curated record.